Messenger RNA from Plasmodium relictum, 1188 nucleotides. Its product is annotated as XAP-5 DNA binding protein, putative. Gene Ontology annotation, biological process: chromatin organization. Gene Ontology annotation, cellular component: nucleus. The record is from RefSeq and is a predicted model, not a curated record. Bases 1 to 1188 code for a protein of 395 amino acids. The transcript is spliced from 2 exons. NCBI's taxonomy places the organism in Eukaryota, Apicomplexa, Aconoidasida, Haemosporida, Plasmodiidae.
AUGAAUUUUAGAAAACAUGAAAAUACCGCCGAUUUAAUAGAUAGUAUAAUAAAUAGUGAAAAUGGAAAAGUUCAAAAAUAUGUUUUAGAAAGAAAAAGAAAAGAGAAAGAAUUUAUAGAAAAAAAAGAAAAUAUAAAAAAGCAAGCUUUAAAGGCACCAAAACUAAACCAGAUGUUUGUUAUUAAUAAAAACGAUGAUGAUAAAUUAAUUAGCGAAACAAUAGGUCUUAGAACAGUUCAUGAAUAUAAAAAAAUAAAGGAUGAAAUAUAUAGUAAAAAAAGGAAUGAGGAUUUAAAUGAAAAUAUUGAAGAAAAUAAACAUAACAAAAAUAGAAAAUUUAAUUUAUCUUUUUGCACAGAUGAGGAAAAUGAUGAAGACGAUGAAGAAGAAAAAGAAGAAGAGAAAGAAAAGAAAAAAAUUCAAGAAUUAUGUAACAAGGAUAACAAUGUUACUGAAAAUGUCUUUGAAAAUAAAAUAAAAAACUGUAAAAAUUACUCUGAUGAAAAUUCGAAAAAUAAUAAAAGUGAUAUAGAUAAUAAUAAUGAUAUAAAAAAUGAAUUAAAACAUGAUAAUAAAGAUAUAAUAUAUGAAAAAAAUAAUAAUUUCAAAAAAAAAAUUAUGAAAGAUCCAACAGUGAAUACUUCUUUUUUAAAAGAUAAAGAAAGAGAUGAAAAAAUAGAAUUAAAAAAAAAAGAAUUAAGAGAAUUAUAUUUCAAAUUAGAAAGUGAACAAAAAGAAAAAAUUAUAGAAAUAACAUAUUCUUACUAUGACGGAUGUGGUCAUAGAAGAAAAAUAUCGGUAAAACAAAAAACAACAAUAGGUCAAUUUAUAAAUAAAUGUGUUGAAAAUUUAAAAAAUGAAUUUAUCCAAUUGAGAUCUGCUUCAUGUGAAACUUUAAUUUUUGUAAAAGAAGAUAUUAUUCUUCCAAAUUAUUUAACAUUUUAUGAAUUAAUUAAAAAUAAAGCUCAAGGAAAAACAGGGCCAUUAUUUUCUUUUGAUGCAAUAGAAAAUUUAUCUGGUAUAACGGAUAUAAGAAAAGAAAAAACAGAUACACAUGCAGGAAAAUUAGUAGAAAAAAAAUGGUAUGAAAAAAAUAAGCACAUUUUUCCUGCAUCUAAAUGGGAACUUUAUAAACCAUUAAAAACAUAUACAACCAGCUAUAACGAUUUAUUUAAUAAUUUUAUAUAA